AUGUACGAAACGCCUACUGUAUGGGUUCCAGACGGAAUUAUCGCCUCUCGAGAUGUUUUCAAUAAUAUUAACGUAAUCAAAGAACAAGCAUCCACCGUAUUUACAAACUUUGACAAGGACAAGGAUGGUUUGUUGAACAAGAAAGAAUUCAAAUAUGCCUUAAAGUCAUUUGGAAUUCGAAAAAAACAAGCAAAAGCCAUCCGAAAGUUAUGGGACAUUGAAAAAACUGGUUUUAUCAAUUCAGAAUCUUUUCUGAGAGUGUAUUGUUUUAUUCGUUCAGGACAGCUUUACACACGAAAGCUUGAUAAGUAUGAAGAACUUGAAAACACAAAGCCAUUGGUCAUGAUCUAG
Molecule: messenger RNA, 351 nt
Organism: Naegleria fowleri
Lineage: Eukaryota; Heterolobosea; Eutetramitea; Acrasida; Naegleriidae
Exons: 1
Coding region: 1-351 (116 amino acids)
Molecular function (GO): calcium ion binding
Source: RefSeq, a predicted model, not a curated record